UGGUUGGUGGAAGACAUAAAGAUGUUGGAGGCAAGAGUGAUCCAUGGGGAGCCGCGGCGAUCAGUAAUUUCAAUCAUUGGCAUGGCAGGCCUAGAAUAUAGAGUCAAGGAGAUCUUGCAAUAUUUAGGCAAAACAAUAUUGGGGCUUGGAAAAGCAGACUUUGACACAAUGAGUAACGAGGAUUUGAAGGAACUCUUGUCAAAAUUCUUGGAGGAGAGGAGGUAUAUCAUAGUGCUUGAUGAUAUUUGGAAAAUAGAAGUUUGGGAUGAUCUCAAAGCAGCCUUUCCAGAUGCAGAGAAUGGAAGUAGGAUAGUGUUAACGACCCGUUUCAAAGAUGUUGCUUUACAUGCUGAUCCAAGAAGUCCGCCACACGAGCUAUGCCUUCUUAGUGAUGAGGAUAGCUGGAAAUUGUUGUCCAAAAAGGUGUGCCUAGAAUGGAACUCCAUAAGAACUUUACCUCCAUGGUCUGAAGAGCUUGGCAGGCAGAUUGUGAAAAAGUGUGGGGGCUUACCUCUUGCUAUUGUAGUAUUGGGAGGUCUCCUGUCCAGAAAAGAAGCAUCCUACAGUGAGUGGCUCAAAGUGUUGCAGAGUGUGCAUUGGCAGCUAACACAAGACCCAACUCUAUGUGCUGACAUCUUAGCAUUAAGCUAUCAUGACUUACCAUACUACUUGAAACCAUGUUUCCUCUACUUGGGUCUUUUUCCUGAAGACUUUGAGAUUUCGGCCAGGAGGUUGAUCUUGCUAUGGGUUGCAGAGGGAUUUGUACAGCCAAGAGGCCAAGAACCAUUGGAAGAUGUUGCAGAGGAUUACUUGGAGGAACUAAUAGGAAGGAGUAUGAUUCAGGUUGCAGCUAGGAAAUCAAAUGGAAGAAUUAAAACAUGCAGUAUACAUGACCUUUUAAGGGAAUUUGCAAUGUCAAAAGCUAAGGAGGAUCGAUUUCUUGAAGUCAUUCAUCAGGAUGUCAAACUUAAGUCCUUUACAAGAGGUCGUCAUCUUGCUGUACACUGCAGAGUUCCUCCUGCAUUAAAAAACACUUCAAAGGUCCGCUCCUUACUGUGCUUUGACCUUAAUGAACCCGUUUUCAGAGAAAUAAAGAAAUUCAAACUCCUGCGAGUUCUUGACUUAGAAGGCAUUCAUAUAGCUAGGCUUGACUCAGCUGUUGGAAAGCUUGUUCAUUUGAGGUAUUUGGGGUUAAGAGGUACAUGGCUAAAAACACUCCCUUCAUCAGUUUGCUAUCUUGUGAAAUUGCAGACUUUAGAUCUGAGAUCAACUUUAGUCAGUCCUAUUCCUGCUGUGGUUAUCAAACUGCAGCAACUAAGACACCUAUUUUUCAAUGAACUUGGGGAGAUUGUGCCAAGCCCACCACCCUCUAGAACAUUUCUUCCAAAUCUCAAAACCUUACAUGGGUUGUCCAUUAAUGGGACUGAAAGUGUAGAGAAUGUUUUAAACAAGCUAACCAACCUAAGAGAACUAGGAUUGUGCGGAGAACUAAAGUUGCAAGAAAAAGCUUUAGGCAUGUGGAUUUUGAACCUGAAGGGUCUCCAUUGUUUGAAGUUGCAUGCAAGAAAAUUAUCUCCUCCUGCUGCAGCCAUCCCAAAGUUGGACUUUUCAUCUCACACUCAUCUCCACAAGCUGCACUUAGUAGGACUUAUGAAUAAGACACAAAAGUUUCCACCAAACCUCACCGAGCUGUCCUUACAAAACUCCUUUCUGACUGAAGACCCCAUGGAAAAGCUGGAGAAGCUGCCAAACCUGAGAGUUCUGAAAUUGAAGCAGUCAUCAUAUGUUGGAAAAGAAAUGAUUUGCAGUAGCGGGGGUUUUCCACAACUGAAGAUCUUGAAACUUUCUUUUCUUUACUCAGUAGAGAUGUGGCGAAUAGCAGAAAAAGCAAUGUGCAAUCUGAGAGAAUUAGAGAUUGUUGAAUGCAAGCGGUUGAAGAUUGUUCCAAGAGGACUAUGGCCUGUAACUAGCCUUUGCAGUUUAAGAUUGGGAUAUAUGCCUCUUGAUAUUGAAAUGAAGGUUCAAGAACGUCAGGGUGAAAACUGGUAUAGAAUUGAGCAUAAACUUCCAUUUUGAGGAAAACAUCUUUGCUAUAGCCUUGAGUCAUAUGUAUCUUAGCCUUACUAAUGUUUUGGUUUUAUCCCCAUGUUAUUGCCUUUUUCUUUUCUUGGCAAGUAAUGUUUUCAAUUACCUUAGAACAAAUAAUUAAACAAGUUGUAGGAAUCAGAUUUCUGGCAGGCAAGGAGAAAAGGGGCCACCAGAGUAAUCUUGAUCUCAUGUUCUCUUGCUCAAAGAACUGCUGCAUUUACGGAUAUCCUCGUUUGGAUUCAGAAAUAAGUUGAGAUGAUUUUAUAUGAGUUGAAUAGAA
Messenger RNA from Juglans regia (Persian walnut), 2368 nucleotides. Its product is annotated as probable disease resistance RPP8-like protein 2. NCBI's taxonomy places the organism in Eukaryota, Viridiplantae, Streptophyta, Magnoliopsida, Fagales, Juglandaceae. The record is from RefSeq and is a predicted model, not a curated record. Gene Ontology annotation, biological process: defense response to other organism. Gene Ontology annotation, molecular function: ADP binding. Bases 22 to 2076 code for a protein of 684 amino acids. The transcript is spliced from 2 exons.